AUGGAUAUUUGGCAACAAGGCUUCAUGGUGAGGAGGCAGCUGCUGCAGCUGGUUCUGCUCCACACAGCCUGGGAAAUGGGGAGCGGCCAGCUCCAUUACUCUGUGCCGGAGGAAUCCCAGCACGGCACCUUCGUGGGCCGCAUCGCCCAGGAUCUGGGGCUGGAGGUGAGUGAGCUGGUGCCAAGGCUGUUCCGGAUGGAGUCUGAAGAUCAUGGGAACCAUUUUGAGGUAAAUGUCCAGAAUGGGAUUUUGUUUGUCAAUUCCCGGAUAGACAGGGAGACGCUGUGUGCCAAGAGCUCUGUGUGCACCAUUCACCUGGAAAUGAUUGUGGAUAAACCCCUGAGGAUCUUCCAUGCGGAGGUGGAAAUCAAAGAUAUAAAUGACAAUGCUCCCAUUUUCACUGUAAAUCAGUUGAAUCUCUUUGUAUCAGAAUCAACAGCAUAUGGUUCUCGCUUCUCUCUAGAGAGUGCUUCAGAUGCAGAUAUUGGUAAAAAUGCCCUUAUUGCAUACAGGAUCAACCCAAAUGAAUACUUUGUUCUGGAUACUCAGAAUAAGCAUGAUAAAACCAUGUCACCAGAGCUUGUUUUAAAAAAAACUCUGGACAGAGAAGAUAUCUCUUUGCACCAUUUAUUGCUUACAGCAACAGAUGGGGGUCAACCAGAACUCACAGGAACAGUACAACUAGUGAUAACUGUGCUGGAUGUUAAUGACAACAGACCUCUUUUUAAUCAUUCAGUUUAUGAAGUGAGUUUACCAGAAAGUUCAGCAAACGGGACUCUUGUUGUUACAUUAGAAGCAACAGAUCUUGAUGAGGGUAUUAACAAGGAUAUUUUCUAUGGCUUUAAACCACCUUUACCUUCAAAUGUUCACAAAACAUUUGCAAUUGAUCAGAAUACAGGAGAGGUCAGGUUGAAAGGAAAACUAGACUUUGAAGAGGUCAAUUUAUACGAGAUACAAAUACAAGCCAUUGACAAGGGCCAUGCACCCAUGGAAGGAAACUGUAAACUUUUGGUAGAAGUUUUGGAUGUGAAUGACAAUCGUCCUGAGAUGUCACUGAAGUCACUGUCAGUGCCGGUGCCAGAGGACUCCCCACCAGGGACAGUGGUGGCCCUGAUCAGCAUCUCAGACAGGGACGCUGGGGCUAACGGUCAGGUCAGCUGCUCCGUUUGGCCCCCUCGGCUCCCCUUCAAGCUACAGUCCACCUUCAAGAAUUACUACUCUCUCGUGGUGGCUGAGCCCCUGGAUCGGGAGCAGGAAGCAGAAUACAAGCUGGUAGUGACAGCCCAGGACCAUGGGGCUCCAUCACUAUCAACCACUAGCAGCCUGGUGGUGCCCAUUGGCGAUGUGAAUGACAAUGCCCCUGCUUUUGCUCAACCCUCCUACACGGUCUUUGUGAAAGAGAACAACCCACCUGGUGCCCACAUCUUCACAGUGUCUGCCUCAGAUCCGGACGUAGGUGAGAAUGCCCUAGUCAGCUAUUGGCUGGAUGAGAAGCUCUGGCCCCUGUCGAGCUCCAUCUCAGUGCACUCAGAGAGCGGGAAGCUCUACGCCUUGCAGCCCUUGGACUAUGAGGAGCUGAAGCUGCUGGAGUUCCAAGUGAGGGCCAAGGAUGCUGGGCUGCCCUCCUUGUGCGGCAAUGUGACGGUGCAAAUCUUUGUGGUGGAUGAGAAUGACAACGUGCCAGCAGUGACUGUACCAGGAGAGGAGGCCGCUACCCUGCUGGUGGUACCCAUGACAGCUGGGCAUGUGGUGGGCAAGAUCCGAGCCCUUGAUGCUGACUCAGGCUACAAUGCAUGGCUGCGCUAUGAGUUGCACGAGGGGACCAGUGGGCCUUGGCACGUGGGGCUCUACAGCGGUGAGAUCAGUACAACACGUGCCUUGGAUGAGGCGGAGAGCAGCAACAGCCAUAGUUUGCUGGUUCUGGUGAAGGACCAUGGCCAGCCAGCUCUUUCAGCCACAGCCACGCUGAGCAUUUCGCUGGUAGCAAGUGCCCAGGCCAUCCAGGCUGAUGCCCACCUCCCUGGAAUGGGAGGGAGUCCAAAGCCCCUGGUGGACAACAUCAACAUCUACCUCAUCGUAGCCAUCUGCUCAGUGUCCAGCUUGUUCCUGCUGGCCAUCAUUCUGUAUGUUGCCCUGCGAUGCCACUGUCAGCCUAAGGAAGCAGUGAUGUAUGGUCCUGGCACGGCUACAUUAGUAUGUGCCAGUGAAGUGGGCAGCUGGUCAUACUCCCAGCGCCACAGUCGCAUCUUAGGGGGACUGGCAGGGGAGUCCAGUGCCAAAAACGACCUCAUGGUUUUCACCCCCAAUAUACCGGUUUUUGCAGAGACUGGGGAGGUGGGGAAUAUGAAGGAACUGGUUCAAGAUUCAUCUGGACAGGUGAGUCUCCAAAGCUCUUUUUAG
Molecule: messenger RNA, 2400 nt
Organism: Elgaria multicarinata webbii
Lineage: Eukaryota; Metazoa; Chordata; Lepidosauria; Squamata; Anguidae
Product: protocadherin alpha-13-like
Exons: 1
Coding region: 1-2400 (799 amino acids)
Biological process (GO): homophilic cell-cell adhesion
Cellular component (GO): plasma membrane
Molecular function (GO): calcium ion binding
Source: RefSeq, a predicted model, not a curated record